ACAGAGUUUGAUAUUUUUUGCACAGCCUUGGAGGUUUUACCUAUCCUCCCAUCUUUUGAAGAUCUGAAAGCCAAGUUAUUUCAACACGAAGCUAGUCGUGUCCAGCGACAGAAUUUGACUUCUCCCAACAGCCACAAUGUAUUGAUCACAGGAACACAUGCAUUGCAAGGGAAUCGUACUCGACCUUGGACUCCUCAGGCAGGAAUGGGAAGAGGGAUUCUCCCGACACCACCAAGCAUGAAUACUACUGUUGCCACAUCUAGAAGGGUUCCAACUUGCUUUUAUUGUAAUAAGAGGGGACAUGUGAAAUCAGAAUGUUGGCACAAUCCUCAGAAUAAGAAUAAUCAAGUCAGGCGUGAAAACAAGGCAGCAGCAGGGUCCGUUUCAUCCUCAUCUAGCUCAAAUCCAACAUCAAAUGUUUCAUCGGAGGUGCAACAACUUCUUAUGACAGCCUUAUCUAAGCUCCACUUGAAGCAAAAUGAGCAAGGAGAGUGGUAUGUGGACUCUGGAGCAGCAGCCCAUGUUACUGGUGACACAGGAUGCUCGAACCAAGAGGACGUUCGCUGAGGGCACUCGCAAAGGCGACAUGUAUGUUCUUGAAGAAGCUCCAAAGUUGUCAAAAUCUCACUCUUCAGAUCCAUCCUUUUCAAUUCAUAGUGAAAUCAAUGUCGCAGAAUAUAAUAAGCCAUCCAUUUGGCAUGGUCGGUUAGCUCAUUGUAGUCAGUCUUUUGUUCGAAGUCUUGUUGCAGACGGGCUCUUAGAUAAGUCCAGUCUGAGUUCAGUCAGUGAGUCCAGCAUGUGCUCGAGUUGUCAUCUCUGUAAGAGCCAUGCCCUUCCUUUUCAAUUAAUAAAUAAAAGAGCUUCAAAGGUUUUUGACACUAUACAUUCCGAUGUUUGGGGGCCUGCUCCAAUUCCUUCUUCUUCUGGGAGUAGAUAUUAUGUUAUUUUUAUUGAUUCAUAUUCCCGAUAUACUUGGAUUCACUUCAUCAAACACAAAU
Nymphaea colorata (pocket water lily) is the source of this 998-nucleotide messenger RNA. RefSeq lists its product as uncharacterized. The coding region runs from base 205 to 567 and encodes 120 amino acids. The transcript has 2 exons. Lineage: Eukaryota; Viridiplantae; Streptophyta; Magnoliopsida; Nymphaeales; Nymphaeaceae. The record is from RefSeq and is a predicted model, not a curated record. Gene Ontology annotation, molecular function: zinc ion binding; nucleic acid binding.